This is a messenger RNA of Quercus robur (English oak), 1352 nucleotides long. RefSeq lists its product as uncharacterized. Gene Ontology annotation, molecular function: S-adenosylmethionine-dependent methyltransferase activity. The coding region runs from base 203 to 940 and encodes 245 amino acids. NCBI's taxonomy places the organism in Eukaryota, Viridiplantae, Streptophyta, Magnoliopsida, Fagales, Fagaceae. The record is from RefSeq and is a predicted model, not a curated record. The transcript has 8 exons.
ACCCCACAAACUCAACUUGGUACCGCUACACUACAUCACCUCCCAAGUUGUCCCAACCAGUCCAAACCCCACAAACACACCCACCCUCUUUCUCUUUUUCUCUCUCUUUUCUCAUCACCACCAUCACCAGUGUUAUCGCCAAAACCAAAACCAAAACCAAUACCAAUACCAAUACCAAGAAAGCAAAAGCAAAAGCAAAAGCAUGUACAGAGACACGUCGAGCUGCAACACCUACAACUAUGGCGAUGCUCUGUACUGGGACGCUCGCUACAUCCAAGAAGGUGGUUCCUUUGAUUGGUACCAGCGUUACUCUGCUCUCCGCCCUUUCGUUCGCAAGUAUGUUCGUCCCUCCUCUCGUGUGCUCAUGGUUGGCUGUGGCAAUGCCGUUAUGUCAGAGGACAUGGUCAAGGAUGGAUAUGAGGACAUAAUGAACAUUGACAUUUCAUCAGUGGCCAUUGAGAUGAUGAGAAGAAAAUAUGAAUACAUCCCUCAGCUGAAAUAUAUGCAAAUGGAUGUUAGGGAUAUGAGCUUCUUCCCUGAUGAAUCAUUUGACAGUAUCAUUGAUAAAGGAACUCUUGAUUCUUUGAUGUGUGGCACUGAUGCUCCAAUUAGUGCAACUCAAAUGCUAGGGGAAGUGAGUAGGCUGCUUAAACCUGGAGGGAUCUAUAUGUUGAUAACCUAUGGCGAUCCUUCAGUAAGGAUGCCUCAUUUGAUCCGACCAGUGUACAAUUGGAAAACUCUGUUGUACAUUAUACCCAGACCGGGAUUUGAGAAGGAUGAAGGUUGUAGUUCGGCAAAAAAGUCAUACUUGGAACCUGUUCCUACCACUGAGAAUGGCUUACUUCCACCAAGUUUUGUUUUGGAAGAUCCAGAUUCUCACUUUAUAUAUGUGUGUAGAAAGAUGGAUGAAACAGAGCUAAUCUUCACACCUACCCAUUGAAAACUGACAUUCUAUAGGAAUGCCUAGUGCUGGUAAGGAAAUUUGUGCGCUGUUUACAAGCUCCAUCAUGCAUCAUAGUCACUGAUAUGAUUAUUGUUGUGAAAUUUACAACCUGGACUAGUCAUUAGCAUAGUUGGAGUUGUUUGUAAAAGAUGCAAAAUCCUAUUUUUUUGACUUGACAUCACAGGCUAGUUUAGACAUGAAGAAUAAAAAGGAAAUGAAACCCAUCGGACAAAUGGUGAGCUAAGCAUCAGCUUUAUUUCAUGCUACUGUACCACUAGACCAGAAUUUUGUUUUCUAUUUUUGAAGCACUUAUCUGAAUUAAUUCUGACUGCAAGUGUAUUGUAGCAUUGGUUGUAAUGUAACAUUCUAGCUUCAAUUUACUAUUUAUGGUGACUGUUAUGGUUGGGUA